AACUCAAAUCCCACACCGGCGACGCAACACAAAUCCAAACCCAAACCCUAGCCCUCCCCUCCUCCCCGAUGGCCCGCACGAAGCAGACGGCGCGCAAGUCCACGGGCGGCAAGGCCCCGCGGAAGCAGCUGGCGACCAAGGCGGCGCGCAAGUCGGCCCCGGCCACCGGCGGGGUGAAGAAGCCCCACCGCUUCCGCCCCGGCACCGUCGCGCUCCGCGAGAUCCGCAAGUACCAGAAGAGCACGGAGCUGCUCAUCCGCAAGCUCCCCUUCCAGCGCCUCGUGCGCGAGAUCGCGCAGGACUUCAAGACCGACCUCAGGUUCCAGAGCUCCGCCGUCUCAGCGCUGCAGGAGGCCGCGGAGGCCUACCUCGUCGGCCUCUUCGAGGACACCAACCUCUGCGCCAUCCACGCCAAGCGCGUCACCAUCAUGCCCAAGGACAUCCAGCUCGCCCGCCGCAUCCGGGGAGAGAGGGCCUAGGCAUCCGAUGCUGAAGCUGUCGGUAGUAGCUGUUCGUGCCUGGUUGUAGGAAUGGGUUGUGUGCAUCUGUUUGUGGUGUUGAUAUGGUCUCAUCGGGGAUACUGUCCUAUGUACCAGGAUGCUGAAAUGAAAUGCAGUGCAGAAUUUAUCCUAAAA
Molecule: messenger RNA, 635 nt
Organism: Lolium perenne
Lineage: Eukaryota; Viridiplantae; Streptophyta; Magnoliopsida; Poales; Poaceae
Product: histone H3.2
Cellular component (GO): nucleosome
Molecular function (GO): protein heterodimerization activity; structural constituent of chromatin; DNA binding
Source: RefSeq, a predicted model, not a curated record